CUCUGGACUCUCCCACUCUCGUUUUCGAAGCCGCUUUAGUUUUUAGCCGCAGCAGCUGCUCUUCCUCUUCCAAAACCCUUCUUCUAGGGUUAGGGUUUGGGCUAGGGUUGGCCUCUAUGUUCCUUUGUCUAUCUUCUGUCUAGGGUUUUCUGUAGCAGUAAAUAGAGAUUCUUUUAUUGUUUCUGUGCUCCUUUUUACUCGUUUGGGUUCGUUUCGGAUCUCGAUCUGUGUUCUAGAAUGAUGGAUACUCGUAAAAGAGGGCGGCAUGAAGCUGGCGCCUUCCAUGCUAAUGGCGGCUUCAAGAAGAACAAGCAAGAAUUGGAGUCCUUUUCAACUGGUGUAGGAAGCAAAUCGAAGCCAUGCACCAAGUUUUUCAGCACUGCUGGCUGUCCUUUUGGCGAGAGUUGCCACUUCCUGCACUAUGUUCCUGGUGGUUAUAAUGCUGUGGCUCAGAUGAUGAAUCUUGCGCCUGCUCCUCAAGCAUCUAGGAACAUUGCUCCCCCACCAUCCAAUUCAAAUGGAUCCAGUUCAUCUGCAGUUAAAUCGCGCUUAUGCAAUAAAUAUAAUUCUGCUGAAGGCUGCAAAUUCGGUGACAAAUGCCAUUUUGCACAUGGUGAGUGGGAACUUGGCAAGCAUCUUGCUCAGUCCCACGAUGAUCCCCGUGCCAUGGGACCUGGUCCAGGUCGCAUGACCAAUUGGAUGGAGCCUCCCCUUGCAGGCCCUGCAUCUAGCUUUGGUGCCUCGUCUACUGCCAAAAUCAGUGUAGAUGCUUCGCUUGCAGGAGCCAUUAUUGGGAAGGGUGGUGUAAAUUCGAAGCAGAUUUGUCGCCAGACAGGUGCCAAGCUUUCAAUCCGGGAGCAUGAGUCAGAUCCCAAUCUCAGGAACAUUGAACUAGAGGGGACCUUUGAACAGAUUCAGCAAGCAAGUGCCAUGGUGAGAGAGCUGAUUGUGACUGUUUCAAUGUCUGGCCCUGCAAAAACUCCUGGAGGAGGAGCUCCAGGGGCCCCGGCCCCUCCCGGAAGUAACUAUAAGACAAAGCUAUGCGAUAAUUUUACCAAAGGGACUUGCACCUUCGGAGAAAGAUGUCACUUUGCACACGGGGCUGCUGAAUUGCGGAAGUCUGGGAUGUGAGUGCUCUAUCAGUUUUUGCUUGCAACCUUGUACCAUUGGGAGAGCUGUUUUGAUUUGUCCAUGUGCAAUGCACCUUAGUGGAACUAACAAAACAUGAUAAUUUUUGGGCAUUUUGGUGCUAGUGUAGCUUGUAGGCAUAAGUUUACUUUCUGAAUAUAUGUUUUAUAUGCUCGUCAUUUGUUUUAUAUGCUCGUCAUUUGUUUAUGUGGAAACUAGGGCAGGAUUAUUUGUCCAAAACUGUUGGUAAUUUUGAUGACACUUGCAGAACGUGGGUAGGAUUUUAAGCCUUGUAAUAACUUUUGUGUUUCAAUUGAAGUUCAUUAAGAA
Molecule: messenger RNA, 1458 nt
Organism: Prunus mume (Japanese apricot)
Lineage: Eukaryota; Viridiplantae; Streptophyta; Magnoliopsida; Rosales; Rosaceae
Product: zinc finger CCCH domain-containing protein 52
Molecular function (GO): metal ion binding; mRNA binding
Source: RefSeq, a predicted model, not a curated record